Vicia faba (fava bean) is the source of this 528-nucleotide messenger RNA. NCBI's taxonomy places the organism in Eukaryota, Viridiplantae, Streptophyta, Magnoliopsida, Fabales, Fabaceae. The record is from the annotation of a GenBank genome assembly.
AUGGAGCUGGAUGCCGUCUUUGAGCAGAAGAAUGAUAUAGCAAAGGCUGUCGAAGAUGAGCUUGAGAAGGCGAUGUCGACCUACGGUUAUGAGAUAGUCCAGACUCUCAUUGUUGAUAUCGAGCCUGAUGUGAAUGUCAAGAGAGCAAUGAAUGAGAUCAACGCAGCUGCGAGAAUGAGGUUGGCUGCAAACGAGAAAGCCGAAGCAGAAAAGAUAUUGCAGAUCAAGAAAGCUGAAGGAGAAGCCGAGUCCAAGUACCUAUCAGGACUUGGUAUAGCUCGUCAACGUCAAGCUAUUGUGGAUGGACUGAGGGACAGUGUUCUCGCAUUCUCCGAUAACGUACCCGGAACAUCAGCUAAAGAUGUCAUGGACAUGGUGUUGGUGAUUCAAUACUUUGACACCAUGAAGGAAAUAGGUGCGUCGUCGAAAUCGUCAUCUGUGUUCAUACCACAUGGUCCUGGUGCUGUUAGAGACAUUGCUGUGCAGAUUAGGGAUGGUCUCCUUCAAGGAAAUGCUGCAAACUUAUAA